UUUGCAGUUUUCCUUCAACCUUGCGCCUGUGCAUGCUGUGCGACGCGGUAAAUCCGCACAAUCAAAAGCGUCUGAAAAUUCGAUUUAAGUGCCAACUUCUUUAAGGCAAAGUACCAGUGAAAAAGUGCACGCACUUAGUCCGAAAAUCGGUAUUUAUGUGCAUAUCAAUGAGUGUAAAGGUGUGUGCUGAAGUGUUUAUGUGUAUGUGUGUGUGAUGCGGCGCGCUAACACAAAAAUGGCAAGUGCAGUUAGACAACUAUGAGAGCUGAAUAUGUACUUCCUACGAAUGUGUAUAAUUAUUGCUAUUCGAAUGAAAUAAAUGAUUCAGAGCUAAAUAGAUUUUCAUAUUCGGCAAUCGAAGUGAGCCGCAUCAAUUUCAUAACAGAUAAAUCGAUCGAAGCGCAAACGUCAGUGUCCCUAAACGAAAGCCCUGGGAAACCGAAAGCCUCGACAUUUCACCAAUACGGUGCGGGGGUGCUGUUGGGUGUUGGUGCUGUAAUAGCAAAAAUCAUCUGCUGGGGUGAGCAGCAGGAAACAGCCGCAGCAGCAGCAGCAAGUUUCAGCAUCAGCUGUGACGCUUGCAGCAGCAACUACAGAGGCAUCAAAAAGCUCUGCGCUGACAAACAUAAAAUCAAAAGGCAAAACCAAAGUCAACAGCGACGACGACAGAGGAAGACAAACAAGCAGCAGAAGCAGCAGCAUAAUCAUAUCCAUCAACCUCAUUAUUGUCAUCAUAAAUUACGUUAUUGUGUGCGCCGUAAAAGCCUCGCGCUAUUCUUAGAUUGUUUGCGCGAGAGUCCAUCUAUUCAGUUUGUGGACAGUAGCGACGUCAAGGACCACGCCCACAACCGACCUUCGCAGCCGCCGCCCACAACAGCAGCAGCAGCAAAGGAAACAGCAUCAGGAGCAGAACGUUUACAUCUGCGAGCGCCGCUGCAGCGCAAAUACGCAGCAAACAACGUCGACGGUUGCAAUUUCAAAUAUAAAACCGAAAUUUAUGCUUUAUAUCGUCACGUCGAGAGUCGUGGCACGUCGGGUCAAGUGCAACAGCAACAGCAGCUGAGAGUCGGUGAGAUCCGAUUGCGCUUUAAAAUGUUAUUCGCCGCUGCUGCUGCCAGCGCCAACAAAGCCGUUCGUGUGGGGGCUUCAACAGUGCCGCCACCACUGCCGCUGCCACCGCCGGCAUCGCUGCCAGCUGCGCUGCGCCAGGAUCAUCAGUUGACCAUCAAAAACUGCUCUAAAACGCAGCCGGGCGAGCGCAUUGCAGGUACAGCCACGUCGAUUGCAUCUGCUGCACCAGCCAAAGUUGAGCUAAUGGAGGCCAUGAAGAAAUUGGAUGCCGAUCUGGUGGCACUAUUCGCCACAGCCGCUGAGCCAAACAUGGAUCAGUUGAAGCUGAAACAGCAGCAGCAGCCGCAUCUYAACAAUGUGGAGCAACUGUGGCCGGAGCAGGUACUACCGGAACAGGAGCUGCCAUCGAGCCAUGCGGCCCAAGAUCAGGCGACACCAGAGCUGUUCAAGCAGGUGAAUGCCCUGCAGCUGCACUUGGAAGCAUUGACACUCCAGGCGGAGGGCACCAAACGCAUGGAGCUGCUCCAGAGCGAAGUGCGACCCAUUUUCACUGUCGAAUGCCAGCUGUCUGAUGAACUGAUUGCCUCAGUGCCGCGUGGUCCCAUGUUCCACAUCAUGCAAUUCGAAUCGGAGAAAUUCCAAAGUCUCACCCAAUGCACACGCUUCGGGCAGACGCAGCAGCGACAGAUACAGUUGCCCGGAAUGGAAAAUGAUGAUAAGGAAAUGGGCAGUAUUCAUUUCACGAUCUGGUGGCGCGAACCGGGCACCUGCCUGAACGAGAUGCUGGGCAUGGGCCAACUGCCAUUGGCCGAACUCUAUCAGCAAUCGCUGCUGGAGCAAUGCAAGUGCAUUGUCAUUCAGCGUCGCGACCUACAUCUGGCCAGUCUGUAUCUGAAGAUCAGCUUGCGUAACGAUCAGCAAUUGAUGAUGUACAAGACCCUGACUAAUGGGCCAUAUGAAAGCAACAACAACAACAACAGCAACCAUGGUGCAGCGGCUGCAGGCAAGAACCAGAACAACAGCGAGCAGGGUAAUUCAAGGGGUAUUGCGACAUCUUCACUAGUUGCCAACAAUAACAACAACAAAGCUUCAUUGGAUAUAGUCAAUUUCAUGGCCGAGACGACCAAAGUACGUCUGCUGCGUGGCUAUAUCUUUGCUGGCGAGACGUGUCACUUGUCGGCCAAAGAUGCCGCCAACUGCAAGGAGCUGGUGCUGCAGCCCUUCUGGCAAGCCCAGGAGCUCAUUAUUGAGGCAAAUCCCCAAGGUGUCUUCCAGCUGCAGGAACAGUUCGCCAUCAUCAACGAUGAGAAGUUUCUGCAGAGCGUGGAGCGGCAACAGCUGCUGCUGGAACUGCGUCCACUGGGCGGGGAGGUGCGUCUGCCGCUGCAUAAGUUCUUUACAGCCUACAGAGAUGCCGCCAUCACCAAUCAUCUAUGCAAGGGCAAACUGCCUGUAAUUUCCAAUGAUGGCUGGACGCCCAUUCUGCAUGCCGAGUCCCAGCAGAAGCUGGGUGAGCUGAAUGUGCUGCUGGCCAUUGGCAGCGAAUCGCAAAUAGCACAUUUGAAGCAGCUGCGUGGCUUCGAUGUGGAAAACAAUCAACAACAGCCGCCGUUGAGACGCACCUCAGAUCUGCUGGACAUGCUCCAGAGUGCGCUGGGCACCACGUCCGUUGCUGUGCCAAAGGCGGUGCCCGCUGCACCCGCCACUGGGAGUCAGUUUAGCUUCAGCUUGCAAAUUGUUGGCGCUGCUGGGCUGCCGCUGAAUCGGGGCUACGGUAAGCGUUGCAUGAAGCAGCAGCCGAAGCGGCUGCCUGACGAGCCGCCCAGCACCUAUGUGACCUUCCAGGCUUUGGACUGCACCGAUGCGCAGACCUACAAUUCGCACGAGGGCUUGGUCUAUGCCACGCCCAUUGUGGAGCGCUCGACGACGCCGCAGUGGCACAGCGAGUUCCAGGUGAAAGUGAGCGCCGAUUAUCUGAGCAAUCCGCAGAAACUGUUUAUAUUGAAAGUGUGGAAGAAGAGAUAUCUAAACGUGGGCACAGAGCCAUCGCCUUCCGCGGAUGCCAUCAUUGGAUUCGUUGCCUUGAAUCUCAACCAGAGCGGAACAGGCGCCAGCUGGCCCAAUGGCUGGCACAACAUAGUCGACUUCAGCGGUCGUGUAACGGGCGGCUUGGAAGUGCAUGUGCGGCCACUGACUUCUAGUGGCGCCGCCUCAAACGUGGACACUGCCAUCGAUCAGUUCGAAGAAUCUCUGAAGCUGCGUCACCUGCAGCUGGGACAGGCAAUCAAGCGUAAGUUCACGGAGCUGGAGCAGAUCUCGAAUAGAUUGCGCACACGACUGGUGGAUGUGACCGGCGAGUCGUUGCAAUCGCCGCAAUACGAUGUGGACGCCGCGCUGGACAAUUGGCAGAGCGACGAGCUGCAGCAGUGGCACGAGGACGAUGAGCUGGUGGCCGAAUUUGAGCGAGCAUUGCGCACCCCAACGCCACCGCCGGCAGCUGACACAGAGGACGCCAACACCAGUAGCACACCCACCGCACAAAAUGCAGCCGACGCUGGCAAGGAUUAGCCCAGGCUGAGGCUCAAAUUGCACCUAUGGCACACCACUUUUGUCGAUGCACUCUUUUUUCACGUUCUCUUGCUCUCUCGAUGUCUACGAAACAGGCUCAAGCAUAGUUAUAUUACAAUUAUUAGAUAACCACCACUAU
Messenger RNA from Drosophila arizonae, 3778 nucleotides. RefSeq lists its product as uncharacterized. Gene Ontology annotation, cellular component: centriolar satellite; microtubule organizing center; centriole. The record is from RefSeq and is a predicted model, not a curated record. Lineage: Eukaryota; Metazoa; Arthropoda; Insecta; Diptera; Drosophilidae. Gene Ontology annotation, biological process: cilium assembly; centriole elongation; protein localization to centrosome.